AUGGAAAAUCUACAAAAUUGGUUAUCACUGCCUCCAAAAUACACUACAUUUAGGAUAAACAGGCUUAAAUCAUUCAAUAGCGAUAUUCUCAAAGACUUCUUGACGACUCAAACUAAUGAAUUACAUACUUCUGUAAUACCAAACUUUUACUUUUUGAAUUUAGACUGUUUGGUAUUGGAGAGGUGGCCUGAAGAUUCUUUAGAUGUGACAGUGGAGUAUCAAGGAAAAGAGAUAAUUGUGGAUGCUUUAUGUGCAGCUGCUGUUUUAAGAGGUGCUAAUGUAUUUGCACCUGGUGUGGUGGGACUUCCUGUUAAUUGUAAUCUUAAUGAAAAAGUUAAAAUCUAUGGUGAUCUGGAGGGUCAUUGUAAAAGGGGCCUGAAAAUUGCCUACACUGGUAAAAAACUAUUUGUAGGCACAGGACUUUUAAAAAUGUUAAGAUAUGAACUAUUUGAUAAUGGUGUUCAGCCCAGUGGAAUUGCUGUACAGACAAUUAUGCCAAUUUCAAGAUUACCUGUUAUAAAUGAAGCAAUAUAUCCAGAGGGUGUAUUAGUACUACAAAAUCUUCCAUCUAUUGUAUGUGGUUGGGUAGUCGACGCAAGACCUAAUGAAUAUAUUCUCGACAUGUGUGCUGCGCCAGGAAACAAGACAACACAUUUAGCAGAAAUGAGUAAUGAUGAGGCCAUAAUAAUAGCAUUGGAUAAGACCCCCCAGAAAAUAGUAAAGAUAAAAGAAAACUGUAGCAAACAAGGAGUACAGUGUGUUAAAGCAUACUCAUUUGAUUCCACAAAAUGCUUUUCAAGUAAUAGUACUGGGAUCAAUGGCAGUCCACCUUAUCCUUCUCAUAGUUUUGAUAAAGUGCUACUUGAUGCUCCUUGCAGUGGUUUAGGUCAAAGACCUCAACUUAUGAAUAAAAUGACUCCCAAAAUGUUAGAAUCAUAUAAAUUUGUUCAAAGAAAACUAAUGAGUGCUGCUGUACAAGUUCUAAAAAGUGGGGGGCGAUUAAUAUAUAGUACAUGUACAGUGACAGUUGAUGAAAAUGAAGGUAUGGUACUAUGGGCUCUAGAGAAAUUUCCUUGUUUGAAGCUAGUUCGAGCAGAUCCUCUACACGGAAGUCCGGGAUUGCAAGGAUGUGGACUAAGUGACGAGCAAAGGAUGAUGGUACAGAGAUUCAGCCCUGAAAUAGAUCCGCUAAGACCAACUGAACCAAUUUAUAGAGAUACUAUAGGAUUCUUUAUAGCUACUUUUACUAAAAUCUAA
Messenger RNA from Chilo suppressalis (striped riceborer), 1257 nucleotides. The record is from the annotation of a GenBank genome assembly. NCBI's taxonomy places the organism in Eukaryota, Metazoa, Arthropoda, Insecta, Lepidoptera, Crambidae.